CCGUUUAAUUGGCUCUCUCGAUCCGGUGACGGUGCUCCCGCGGAUCUGGGUAUCUACCUUAUCGAGUUUCUUCGAAGAAAUCACCCCGAGAGGCGAUAUCGAGAGGUCUUCUCGAGAAACUGGCUCGGAUAGAUGCCCGGCUCUACGGUCGAGUCUUCUCGCGGUCCAGGAGUCGCGGAUCCGAAAGCGAUAACUCUAAGGGAAUCGUUAUCAACGCGCACAAGUUCGAACAGCCGCAAAAGGACUCGUCAUUCUACUCGAAAGAUGAACUGAAGGUUCGCUUCGGAGUGCAUCGACACCUGGUCCUUGGAUACCAGUGAUAACGGCUCGAUAACGAUCGGCCAAAUUUCGGGGAAUCGGGACUUUAAUCGCGCUGCUCUGUAGAUUGGUAUUGGAGAGAUUGCACCGGCCCCCCCGUCUUUUUGCAGUUUAUCGCGAUAUGAUUCAGAUUUCUUAAACCGUUCGAAAUCGGUCGGCGGGAUUUCCUUGUCUUGUCUUUUUUUGAAUGCAGCGAUUGCUAGACGCAACAAGAUAAUUCCUUCGGUGAUGCCGUAAGGUCAAUUCGCGGAGAUUGGGUAAAACCGACGGAGUUGUUCCUGUCCCUCGGUUAAUCGGCGCGAUCCACUGUUUACAGGCCACUGCUGAACCGGAAUAAUCGAAUCGGGCCCAUGUUGAAGCAUCGCCAUGGAGGCGCAUAAAAUCGAGGCGGUGCAAGGACCACUUGCAAUCAUGGCGACCAAUCACUCCGAACUCGAACUCCCAAUCGAUAUGCGAUUCAAUGAGGGCCAUGUGGUCAGCAUUGUCACGUACAGUGUAUUGAUGGUCGUAUCGGCGAUCGGCAACUCCACCGUGCUCUUCCUCAUAUUGAAAAGGAAGCGCUCUGCCAGGACCAGGAUCAACUCUAUGCUGUUGCAUCUUGCUAUUGCGGACCUCCUGGUUACUUUCCUGAUGAUGCCCCUGGAAAUCGGCUGGGCUGCGACUGUCUCCUGGAAGGCUGGAGACGCGAUGUGUCGCAUCAUGUCUUUCUUCAGGAUGUUCGGCCUAUAUCUGUCGUCCUUUGUCCUGGUCUGCAUCAGUAUCGACAGGUAUUACGCCAUCUUGAAGCCUCUGCAAUUGACGGACAUUAAUCGACGGGGAAAACUUAUGCUCACUGGGGCUUGGGGGUGUUCGGUAGUUUGCUCGAUGCCGCAGAUGCUGGUGUUCCACGUGGAGACUCAUCCAAACUUCACCUGGUACGAACAAUGCGUCACCUACAACACCUUUCCAAGUUACACGCACGAGCUGACUUACUCGUUAUUUGGGAUGGUAACGAUGUACGCGUUUCCUCUAAUCGUUAUCAUCUACACGUACUCCAGCAUCCUGGCAGAGAUUUACAGGAAAUCUCAAGAAUCGGACGCCGACAGGAUACGGCGCUCGUCCCUGGGAUUUCUGGAGCGAGCCAGGAUACGUACCCUGAAGAUGACGAUCAUCAUCGUGGUCGUCUUCUUCGUCUGCUGGACACCCUACUACGUCAUGAGUCUCUGGUACUGGAUCGAUCGCGAUUCGGCAAAAAGGGUGGAUCAGCGGAUUCAAAAAGGGCUCUUCCUCUUUGCUUGUACGAAUUCCUGCAUGAAUCCGAUCGUUUAUGGAGCCUUCAAUAUUCGCAGAGGGAAAAAGGCACUGGCCAGGGCACCCACCGUGGAAACGCGGCUCACGCCGCCAUCUUUGUCGGUAAAACUCCUCGACUGAUGGAGCCGGAAAUGGACGUUCCGGGAAUGGGAUUUGACCAUCAGGACAUUUCCGGGAUUCGGGACUCGUUAAUUUUCCACCCUGGGGGAAGUGGGGGCCGAAUUUGCCCAUGGAGUGGAAAUCGACGACGGUCGCAUGACGAUGCCGCACCGUGGAUCGACACUCGAUAAAAAAACGCCCUGUCGGCCGCUAAAUUCGAUUCCGCAAUCGUAGAGUACCAAAUUAUACGGCGGGGGCGACGAUUUCGGCCUCCGAUUCUCCCCGUAGCUCGGAAUCGACUUCCGACUUCUGUAAUUCGUCGCUCUUGGAAUUAAUACACAAAUUCGAGUACUGGCGAGGGCGUACAUAUGCAAGGGCUAACUAAUGACGGAGUAGUUAUGAUCGGUUUACGGGUCUUGGAUGAAAGAAAUAUAUACAUAUAAUUUAAACGACGCAACUCUUUUCUUUUUAUUUUCUUUUUUACACGGGGCACCCUGAGCAGAAGUACACGAUUAGGCAAGCCGCGAAGUUGUCGAGGGCUUGGAACCUUGUCGAAUAUCUAGUCGGAAAAAUGACAGGUAGUGUAGGGAGUAGUUCUAGGUGUAUAUAGAGUUAGUGACACGAAGAGGCGGAGUACCAAGUAGAAUGGCGCGCCAAGUGCGCGCCAAUGGCCGCAUGUAGUAUGCGUUACUUUAAUCGCUAUUUAAUGUCUCUACCAGCCACACGCCUGUACGCGGGAGAAACUGUAAAGAUAUCGCCUUUAAAUUGUUUCUCAUCUAAUUGACCGUGUAUUUAUUAUCCCGAGCGCUGGUAGUCACUUUUUCCCUUCAUCCGUAUAACUAACCGAUGGAUUAACCAGACCGGAAUUAUCUGCUGUGGAGGUCCAAGAUGGCGACACUGUAGGGAUGAGCUUUAAUAAAUUCGACUUGUCAAGAAAUGUGUCGAAAAAUUCUCGAAAGGGGAGGCGAGGGGUGUUCUUAGAGGGCGGAGGCGCGGUCGCAUACACUC
This is a messenger RNA of Orussus abietinus, 2715 nucleotides long. RefSeq names its product gonadotropin-releasing hormone II receptor (gene AkhR). The transcript is spliced from 8 exons. Gene Ontology annotation, cellular component: membrane. Gene Ontology annotation, molecular function: adipokinetic hormone receptor activity; G protein-coupled receptor activity; peptide binding. The coding region runs from base 685 to 1728 and encodes 347 amino acids. Lineage: Eukaryota; Metazoa; Arthropoda; Insecta; Hymenoptera; Orussidae. The record is from RefSeq and is a predicted model, not a curated record. Gene Ontology annotation, biological process: G protein-coupled receptor signaling pathway.